UCCACCCGCACAAGAAUAAUCCAACUUUAGUAAUUUUAUUGAUGAAACAAUGUUAUUCAUAUUUGACGUAUUAAUGAAUAAUCCAAAGGAUUCACUUUUCAAGGUUUUGCACUGAUACUGCGUUUGCCUUUUCCAGUUUGCCAUGGCGACUGUGGUGAUGGAGCAGAUUGGUCGCCUGUUCAUCAAUGCUCAACCAUUGCGUCAGAUUCCUCAGCUGCUCGAGUCGGCCUUCCCUACUCUGCCCUGCACCGUGAAGGCCCAUGACGUACCCUGGGUGUUCCGCGAGCCUCACAUCAUUGGAGGCUACAGGCAGCCGGACCACAGCUGGCGCUACUACUUCUUCACCCUCUUCCAGAGGCACAACGAGGCACUCAACGUUUGGACCCACCUGCUGGCCGCCUUCAUCAUCCUGGUGAAGUGUCAGGAGCUGUCCGAGACAGUGGAUUUCCUCCGUGACCCCCAUGCCCAGCCCCUGUUUAUCGUCCUCCUCUCAGCCUUCACCUACUUGUCGUUCAGUGUCCUGGCCCACCUGCUCAACGCCAAGUCCGAGCUCUCCCACUACACCUUCUACUUCCUGGACUAUGUGGGCGUGGCCAUCUACCAGUAUGGCAGCGCCCUUGCCCACUUUUACUACGCCAUCGAGGAGAGCUGGCACGCCCGGGUGCGAGGGAUCUUCCUGCCCACCGCAGCGUUCCUAGCCUGGUUCUCGUGCUUCGGCUGCUGCUACGGCAAGUAUGCCAGCCCGAGGCUACCCAAGUUUGCCCACAAGCUGUUCCAGGUGGUUCCCUCAGGCCUGGCCUACUGCCUGGACAUCAGCCCAGUGCUGCACCGCAUCUACAGCUGCCACCAGCAGGAGGGGGGCUGCUCCAACCAGGCCGUGGCUUACCACCGCUACCAGGUACUCUUUUUCCUGGUGAGUGCCUACUUCUUUGCCUGUCCCCACCCAGAGUGCUGGCUGCCCGGGCGAUGUGACUUCAUUGGCCAGGGCCACCAGAUCUUCCACGUGUUCCUGGUGCUGUGCACCCUGGUGCAGAUCGAGGCGACACGCAUAGACUACAUUGAGCGGAGGCCCCUCUACGAGCGUCUCCAUGGCAACCUGGCCCACGACACAGUGGCGCUCUUCGUCUUUACAGCAUGUUGCAGCGCUCUCACUGCCUUCUACGUGCGGAAAUGUGUGCAGGCGCAAAUGCUUGAGAAAGUGGAGUAGGAGCUGUCAGGACAGAGGGAUAAAUUAGGAUAAGGGAGAAAUACUUUAAUCUGAUUUACACUGGAAAGCUAAAAAUACAAGAGAUUAAAUAAAUCAGACUGUUCAUUUUGUAAAAAGAUGACCUGCUGGGUUUUUUUUCAGUUAUUUUUUUGUGGCCUGCCAAAUGACAUUUUAAAUUGGCAACAUAGACUUUGUCUUGCGAUGUUGACUUUCCAUGAAGACAGAGAAACCUGGUAGUUUCUGUCUGUCACAGCACAAGCAGUACCUGUAACACUUCAAAUAACAUUGUUUCACUUCACAUAAAUGGUAACAUGAAGCUUGGAAUUGAGACUUUUUUAUUGUGUUGAUUUUCCUCUUAAUUUUCCACUCUCUACUCUGAGAUCACAUGUCAUGGCCUAGCUAUCUACUGAAUAGUCAGAAUGACUUUUUGACUAUAUAAAGUAUUUACUGACCAACUCCAAGCAUGACACAAACCAUCUCAAUAGAGGUAUGCAGGAAAGAAUGGAAAGUAUACCCAAAAUGCCCUUAAGUGCAUAAUAAAUAAAUAAUUGAAUAAGAAGAAUUUCUCACCAGCUUUUAUUUCUUAAAAAUACAAUGUGAGUUUCAAAGUGAUUUGACUCCCAAGUCAAAUGUUAGUGCUUAACAAAGACCAGUAAUUAUUAUUUUUUUUAUUCCUUGGUCAUCCCAUGAUAUUCCAGCGAGCUGCAGUCAACACUGCCAAAUGACUCAUUCUCUGUGUUCUAUCUACCAUUUUCUCUGCCCAUUUUCUCCAAAGCUAUGCUUUCUAACCGAUUGAGAGAUGCCUUUACGGGCUGUCAGAUAUAAUAGUCUACCAAUUAGACUUGGCUAGAGGCAUAGAGCACACAAUUUGCAAACCAAACCGAACAUUUCUCCUCUUAAGAAACAAAAAUUGGCCAUUUUACUAACAUGUGGAUUGAUCAUGUCAAAGAACAAAGCUGGCACUCUUAGGAUAGUCGGCGUAAGAAAUGGAUGGAAUUAUGUGCCCAAGAUUACAAUGAUGUCUCUUUGUCGUUGUGAUAAUAUUCCUUUUGUAUUCAAAGGGCUGGAACUUCAGCUAUUUAUUUUUCACACCCGAUGAUGUCAAUGCCUUUGUGUGUAUUGUUCAGUCUUUUCAUGGACUUGACUUUACUCACAAAAGGGCUGUCUGAGUACGGUGACUUACUGUUUGUAUAUUUGUAUAUGUAUGGUUGGGUAUGUAUGUGCCUUGAAGCGUGUCUCUUUGCGUGUAUAUAUGUUUGUGUGUGAUUCAGAUGUGAAUGUGUUUGAAAGCCUGUCUUUGCACUGCUUUCUUAUAUUUGAGACCCUCCUCAAGAACAUUGUAGUCCUCUCAAGUCCCUUAGGGUGACAUUUUAAGUCUGUCACACAGCAGCGAAAGGUGAACAAAUGACUCAUAAUAGAGCUGGAUUUAUUUUAAAACCUAUUUUUAUGAUGUCCAUGAAACUGUGGCAAUAAUAUAUUUAAAUCUAAAGUAAACAAUGCAUUUAUUACACAGGUAUUCAAAUCAGGACCUGGAGACAAUUAUUCCAAUACUCAAUUUGAAUGAAAUGCCAUUUAAAAUGUUAAUUUUAGAUGAAUAAGAUAAUGUUGCCCUUGUGUUCUGUUGUGAGAUACCUCCUAAAAUGUAUGUCAUUUUAUAUGUGCUGAUCAGAUGGAGGUUUGAGGUGGCAUUGAACUUUACAGACCUGAGAGCACUGACGGGUUUGGGUUCAACCAAUGUCACUGAUGUCACCUACAAAGCUUAGACUAAUAUCUAACAGGUGACGAAAAGGUUCAAUCAUGACUGACUUACAGGUAACUGGCAAAAGAAAGGAAACACUUAAGGAAAUGAGGGAUACAAAGUAUAUUGAAAGCAGAUGCUUCCACACAGAUGCGAUCCUGAGUUAAUUAAGCAAUUAACAUCCCAUCAUGCUUAGGAUCAUGUAUGAAAAUGCCCAGUUGCCCAUUAUUUUGGCUACCAUGGCUAGAAGAAGAGAACUCAGUGACUAUUAAAGAGGGGUCUCAAAGGUGCACAGGGGGUUUAAAGUGUGUGUGUGUGUGUCUCAGUCACCAGAACUCAACCCAAUUGAACACUUAUGGGAGAUUCUGGAGUGGCGCCUGAAACAGCGUUUUCCACCACCAUCAACAAAACACCAAAUUAUGGAAUUUCUCAUGGAAGAAUGGUAUCGCAUCCCUCAUAUAGAGUUCCAGAUACUUGUAGAAUUUAAGCCAAGGAGUAUUGACGCUGUUCUGGUGGCUCGUGCUGGCCCAACGUCCAACGUUAAGAAACUUUAUGUUGGCGUACCUUUAUUUUGGCAGUUACCUGAAUUUGAAUUGUUAUGGUUUCACUGAUAAAGUGGUUGCAAUGCUACCACACCUUCUGCAUUGCUUGCUGUUUGGGGUUUUAGGCUGGGUUUCUGUACAGCACUUUGUGACAUCAGAUGAUGUAAGAAGGGCUUUAUAAAUACAUUUGAUUGAUUGAUUGCAAUGACUACAAUACAAUGAUUGUGACCCCUAGUGUCCAAACGACCACUGUAAGCACCAUUCCUAACACAAACCAACUCUGAGUCAUAUAACUGUUAACCUUGAUACUACUGACUCUCACUGUCCUGCACGGAGCCUAAUUCUAACCACUGUAUCCAGUUCUACCCAGCAUUGCAGGUUACCGUUUUUUGUCAGGAAUCUUGUUCUGGAGGCAGCUCUGCGGGGUGGUCACUAGCUGGCACAGCCACAAAGUCAUUCAAUUUAAUUUUAACCUUAACCACACUGCAUACCCCAGAGGUGGCACCACAGGUACCAGAGUGGUGUGACAGAAAAAUAAUUCUGGGGCCCGUAGUUUUUCCUGAUCUGAUAACCUAACCAGUUAAAACUCAUUACUUUACAGUAUGACGUGAUUAAUCUGUUGUAAAAAGGCUGAAUAUGGGCUAUGAUGGGACUAGAGUUGAAAACCAUGUCAAACUGCAGCAACCUUAUAGUUGUUCAUAUUACUAGAAAGACUAGGGGGGUUUCCUAUAAACAGUCAUGGCCAAAGGUUAGAUAUUAGAUUUGUUUUUGCUUUGAGAGAAAAAAUAACAAAAAUAGUUAAACUAUAAAAAGACAGGUGAUUAGAUAAGUGAUCUGUAGUGAUUUUUAUAUAUUCUAUAAAUACUGAUUGUUGCCUUGAGUGCAAUUUGAGUCAUUGUAAUGUUUACUUUUUUUAAUUUUCACAAAGUCUGCUGCCUCAGUUUGUAUGAUGUUCAUUUGCAUAUACUCCAGAAAGUUAUCAGAUGAAUUGCAAUUAAUUGCAAAGUCCCUCUUUGCCAUGCAAAUGAACUGAAUCCCCCCAAAACAUUUCCACUGCAUUUCAGUCCUGCCACAAAAGGACCAGCUGACAUCAUGUCAGUGAUUCCCUCAUUAACACAGGUGUGAGUGUUGACGAGGACAAGGCUGGAGAUCACUCUGUCAUGCUGAUUGAGUUCGAAUAACAGACUGGAAGCUUCAAAAGAAGGGUGGUGCUUGGAAACAUUGUUCUUCCUCUGUCAACCAUGGUUACCUGCAAGGAAACACGUGUCAUCAUCAUUGCUUUGCACAAAAAGGGCUUCACAGGCAAGGAUAUUGCUGCCAGUAAGAUUGUACCUAAAUCAAACAUGUAUCGGAUCAUCAAGAACUUCAAGGAGAGCGGUUCAAUUGUUGUGAAGAAGGCGUCAGGGCGCCCAAGAAAGUCCAGCAAGCGCCAGGACCAUCUCCUAAAGUUGAUUCAGCUGCACCAUCAGUACAGAGCUUGCUCAGGAAUGGCAGCAGGCAGGUGUGAAUGCAUCUGCACGCACAAGUGAGGCAAAUACUUUUGGAGGAUGGCCUGGUGUCAAGAAGGGCAGCAAAGAAGCCACUUCUCUCCAGGAAAAACAUCAGGGACAGACUGAUAUUCUGCAAAAGGUAAAGGGAUUGGACUGCUGAGGACUGGGGUAAAGUCAUUUUCUCGGAUUAAUCCCCUUUCCGAUUGUUUGGGGCAUCCGGAAAAAAGCUUGUCCGGAGAAGACAAGGUGAGCGCUACCAUCAGUCCUGUGUCAUGCCAACAGUAAAGCAUCCUGAGACCAUUCAUGUGUGGGAUUGCUUCUCAGCCAAGGGAGUGGGCUCACUCACAAUUUUGCCUAAGAACACAGCCAUGAAUAACGAAUGGUACCAACACAUCCUCCGAGAGCAACUUCUCCUAACCAUCCAGGAACAGUUUGGUGACGAACAAUGCCUUUUCCAGCAUGAUGGAGCACCUUGCCAUAAGGCAAAAGUGAUGGAUGUGGCCCAGAAGUUAAUUGACAGCAUGCCAGGGCGGAUUACAGAGGUCUUGAAAAAGAAGGGUAAACUCUGCAAAAAUUGACUCUUUGCAUCAACUUCAUGUAGUUCAUGUAGUCAAUAAAAGCCUUUGACACUCCCGAAAUGCUUGUUAAUUAUACUUCAGUAUUCCAUAGUAACAUCUGACAAAAAUAUCUAAAGACACUGAAGCAGCAAACUUUGUGAAAAUUAAUAUUUGUGUCAUUCUCAAAACUUUUGGCCACGACUGUACAUACACAGAGAAAGCAACAUUAUUGGACAAUACAACUCACAGGGCUGAGCUUGUUUUAUGCAGGUUUGCAAUGUUAAGUCCUGCCCU
This is a messenger RNA of Oncorhynchus keta (chum salmon), 5828 nucleotides long. Its product is annotated as membrane progestin receptor alpha-like. The record is from RefSeq and is a predicted model, not a curated record. NCBI's taxonomy places the organism in Eukaryota, Metazoa, Chordata, Actinopteri, Salmoniformes, Salmonidae. Gene Ontology annotation, cellular component: plasma membrane. Gene Ontology annotation, molecular function: nuclear steroid receptor activity; steroid binding. The transcript has 2 exons. Bases 143 to 1207 code for a protein of 354 amino acids. Gene Ontology annotation, biological process: response to steroid hormone.